Messenger RNA from Salpingoeca rosetta, 1114 nucleotides. RefSeq lists its product as uncharacterized. NCBI's taxonomy places the organism in Eukaryota, Choanoflagellata, Craspedida, Salpingoecidae. Gene Ontology annotation, cellular component: U1 snRNP; U2-type prespliceosome. The coding region runs from base 95 to 1114 and encodes 339 amino acids. The record is from RefSeq and is a predicted model, not a curated record. Gene Ontology annotation, biological process: mRNA splice site recognition. Gene Ontology annotation, molecular function: mRNA binding. The transcript is spliced from 10 exons.
CCAACACAAGCUGCCAUUAAAGUCAAUUUUGACUUUUGACACAAAGUCAAUUUUGCCGAGAAACUUCCAGCAACACAACAGCACAACACCCAAUAUGAGCGCGCGCGACAUCAUCCGACAGCAGCUCGAGGAGCUCAUGGGCGCUGAGGCCAUGGGAACAGGCACGAGCGUGAAGGACGUGGAUGAUGAGCGGAACUGCAGGUUCUACCUGGCUGGGCUUUGCCCACAUGAAGUGUUCAGCUCCACGAAAAUGGACCUGGGCCCUUGCGAGAAACAGCACAUCCCAGAGAUGCAGGAAGAGUAUGCCAAGCGCCUGAAGGAAGGCAGGUCGUUUGGAUGCGAAUACGACCUCAUGAAGGAGCUGCAGAAGAUUGUGGACGAAGCCGAGCACAAAAUUCGCCAGCAGCAGGUUCGGCUGGAGCGGGAGCAGCAGUACGAUGCAGAGACAACAGCCAAGGCCAAGCUUGUGGAGGACAUUGCGGAGGAGGUUGGCAAGACACUCGCCGAGGCGCAGCGGCUAGCUGAGGAUGGCCAGGUCGAAGCGUCCAAGAAGCUCAUGGAGAAGGUCAACGAGCUCAAGGCCAAGCACGAAGAGCUUCAGAACGAGUUCAAGGCCAUGUUCCCAUCAACCGGCAAGCAAACGCAGCAGAAGCUGCGUGUGUGUGAAAUCUGUGGUUGUUUCCUCUCCAUCUUCGACAACGACCGCCGACUGGCGGACCACUUUGGUGGGAAGCUUCAUCUCGGGUAUUUGAAGAUCAGGGAGCACCUGAAGCAACUGCAGGAGCAGCUCAAGGACGCCCCGCCACCACGCUCAUCGUCCCGUGACCGCGGCCGCGAUCGUUCGCAUGACCGUGACGACCGCCGCCGCAGCCGCCACAGCCGCUCCCGUGACCGUGACCGUGACCGCCGCCGUUCCCGUGAUCGCUCUCGUUCCCGGGAUCGUGAUCGUCGCGGCAGCAACAGGGACCGCUACGACCGCAGGGACCGAUAUGAUCGAUAUGACCGAUAUGACCGAUAUGACCGAUAUGACCGACGGGACUACGACCGCCGCGGAUCCCGAUCCUCCCGCCACCGUGACGACGAUGACUUUGACGACUAUCGCCGCCGUCGCUAA